This is a messenger RNA of Ylistrum balloti, 1650 nucleotides long. RefSeq names its product calcitonin gene-related peptide type 1 receptor-like. Gene Ontology annotation, cellular component: plasma membrane. NCBI's taxonomy places the organism in Eukaryota, Metazoa, Mollusca, Bivalvia, Pectinida, Pectinidae. The transcript has 11 exons. Gene Ontology annotation, molecular function: G protein-coupled peptide receptor activity. Bases 1 to 1650 code for a protein of 549 amino acids. Gene Ontology annotation, biological process: cell surface receptor signaling pathway; adenylate cyclase-modulating G protein-coupled receptor signaling pathway. The record is from RefSeq and is a predicted model, not a curated record.
AUGGAUGAUUGUACGGGACAUCUACUUUGUCUGCAGUAUCCUCUCUCUUGUCUUCCUGAUCGUUACGCUUUUCAUCUUCUCGUAUUCAGACGAAAACUGGGUUCCGUCUAUCUAUCGGCGUUACAAUGUAGCCGGAUAGCCAUCCACAAGAACCUUGUCGUAUCCUUCAUCAUUCGUUUCAUUGUGAUUAUUGUGAUGAUUGAACCUCUUGUGACGGGACGACCUACUUCCUACCAAAAUGUGGAGUGGCUGUGUAAGCUGUUCCAGGUCCUUAAUCAGUACACGGCGCUGGCUAACAUCUAUUGGAUGUUUGUGGAGGGCCUCUUUCUACACAACAGCAUAGUCGUGUCCGUAUUCAGCACAGAGGCGCCCUUUAAGUUAUUUUUCUUUACUGGUUGGGGAUUUCCAGCACUGGUCAUAGCUACUUGGGCGGUCGUCAUGCAGUUCCAGAACGCAAAUUCCUGUUGGGCGCACUACUCUCAAAUGCCGUUUAUCUACAUCAUUAUUGUCCCAUUCCUCGCUGCAUUAAUUAUAAACUUGUUGUUCCUCAUCAAUAUUAUCCGUAUCCUGGUGAAGAAGCUGAGAGCAAACAAUACCAUCGAAUCGGAUCGUAUCAGGAAAGCUAUCAAGGCCACCAUUGUUCUAAUGCCACUGCUAGGUCUAACCAACAUCUUAUUUGUAUACAAUCCGGAGGAUGGUGGUGGACUGCAGAGCGCCUACCAUAUCACAAACGCUGUCCUACAAUCCAUACAGGGGAUAAUGGUUUCCGUUUUCUAUUGCUUUUUAAAUGGAGAGGUACGUCGUGUGAUUAAACGGAAAUGGUAUCGUUUUAAGAUCCGAAGGUUCCUACAAUCAGGUGGACGCCGCCGAAGCUCUCGGACUUCUUCAUUUAUCCUCUCACAAACCGAGGUACAGGAUUUGAAUGAAAUGGCGAGCUUGACCACAAAAGCUAAUUUAGCUAUAAACCAUGAAGAGCCCAAUAAUGGUGUCUUAAGAGAGACUACCAAAUUACAGGAAUGGAAAGAGGCGGUCACGGACCCCGAACCGGAAACAACUUCGGAUGCUCCCACCGGAAAUCACGUGGAACCGGAUAUUUGGAAACACGCGAAUGGUGUUGAUUUAUCGCAGUCAUUUGAAUCUGAUGAAGUGAGUAAUCCUAAAGAAGUAUCAGAUUAUAUGGAGGAAGCCUACACUGAUAUUUUAGAUUCUUUGCCUCCAGUGAAUGACACUUUAAGUGAUAUUGAAAAUUCUGACACAGAAACAGCAGAAGAUGACAAAGACUACAAUUGGACGGAAUCACCCACUCAAAAUCCAUCUUUGCCUGAAAGAACUUGUGUCGUUGACGUCAAUUCCUGUUCCGAAAACCCCCCUCAUCCUUUAUCGAAUGGUCAUUCCCAACAACGACCUUGGUCAGUGAGUGAGAGUAGUGAUAUAUCGGCCGGAGCUAGCACCCUGGAAAGUCCCAACCCCUCAACAUCUAGCCAUGUUCCUCUUUUCACCUCCCAUCAUUCAGGCCGGGACGAAAACGGCAACAGUCAGCUUGUUAAACCAGAAAAUCCUGUUUGUACUAAUUACACAGGUGACUGGGACGAGAUUUUUGCCAUCUGUGAUAACUUUAAUCGAGAUUUUAGAUCGGACCCUACCAGCUGA